AUGGCUGCCCGAGACGAGACAAAACCGCUCCGCGUCGCCGCCAUCCUCAUCGGCUCCCUCGGCGACGUCGCGCCCUUCGCGGACCUCUUCUCGAGGCUGCCGCGCGUCGAGCCGACGAUCUUCUGCCUCGACGAGGCCGUGGCCUACGUGGAGAAGCGCGGCAUGGCCGCCGUGGGCCUUUUCAGCAUCGAGACGUGGAAGGAGAACGAGACGACGCUCGACGGCGCGACGCUGACGGGCAUGGACUUCGUCAAGGCGUGGAUCCGCCACAUGCUCGCGCCGGCGACGCUCGACGACUGCGUGGCGAAGAUCCGCGAGCACCACGUGGCGCGACCGUUCGACGCCCUCCUCUACCAGACCCAGGCCUUCCCCGUCGUCCCGUUCGUCAAGAUCGAGGUCACGGAGAGCGUGCCGAACCUGAUCCGGAACCCGUCCGUCGACUGCGCGUCGGUGCCGACGUGCGCCAUGCCCUACCUCUGGCACGCCUACUACGAGACCGUCUUCACCCUGCUGCUGGAGAACGGCUGGCGCGAGGCCUGCGAGCGCCACGGCCGCGAGAUCGAGACGCCCGCGCAGGGCUACCAGCGCUCGCUCCACACGCCGCGCGCGGCGGCGCGGCGUGGAACGCGCCGCUCUUUCAUCGCGCCGCGCCCCAGGUACCUCAUCGGCAACGACGUCUGCUUCUCGGACUGCGCGGCCACCGGCGGCGCGCACGUGCUCGCGCACGACUUCCUCGCGACGCCGCGCUGGCGCGUCGACGACGAGGCGCCCGACGCCGAGGCCGCGGCGGCCGUCGAGGCCUUCGUCGCGGAGCACGGCCGCGUGGGCCUCGUCUGCUUCGGCUCCAUGCGCGCGCGCGGCGUCGGGGAGGCCUAUCUGUUUUUGGAAGCCGCAAGAAUAAACCCCGGCGACUCCAUCCUGCUCGCAACGUCCAACGACACGUACCAGUUCGUCGACGCGAAGCCGUCCGUCAAGUUUCGCAUCGGCAAGCAGCAGGUCAAGGCGACGGACCUCGUCGACGCCAGCUUCGGGCAGCUCUUCACGCUGCAGAAUAAGGCGCUCGUGCCGACGACGCGCGAUGCCUUGAACAUCACGCUCGAGGCCAGCAACAACAACAAGAAGGACAACCGCGACCUCGACGACGACAACAAGGCGCAGUCCCUCGACGCGGACGCGAUCAAGGACAUGCGGUCGCGGGGCGAGACGGGCGCGGCGAUCAUCGGCGCGCUCGCCGAGGGCAGCGCGACCUGGGACUCGAAGACGGAGUUCAGCAAGGCCAAGUGGCUCAAGCGCAAGGCGAAGAAGUACCUGCCCUGGGUCCAGGUCCUGGAGCCGACGGCGAACGCGAUCGCCGAGGCGUACUUCGUGCGCGCCGCGGGCAAGGGCCGGCGUCGCAAGGGCCGCGCGGUGCGGCCCGACGCCGUCGCGCAGCUCCUGGCCCGCGGCAACGUCCGCGCCGGCGCGCGCGUCGUCGUCGUCGACGCCUGCCACGGCGUCGUCGCGGGCGCCGUCGCGGAGCGCUGCGGCGAGCGGGGGAACGUGUUGUUGCUCUACGAGGGCCAGCAGGCGACGAUGGACGCGGUGAAGAAGUUCAACUUCUCCGACGCCCUGCGCGGCGCCAUCGCGACGGCGCCCGCCGACGUCUUCUACGCCGAGUCGUCGCGGCCCGAGGCCGAGUCGCUCGCGCGCGACGCCGAGGCCGCCGCGGCCGCCGCGGAGCGGACCGAGGACGCGCGGCCGCGCCGCGACCACGGCGCGACCUGCCGCGCCUGGCUGCGCGCGCGCGCCCACGCCCUCGUGCUCGCGCCGAGCCUCGACCCGCUCUCCGUGCUCCGCGCGACGCUGCCCGCGCUCCACCCGAGCUGCGCCGUCGUCGUCUACGGCGACCACCUCGAGCCGCUCGCGCGCGCGUUCGCCUGGCUCCGCGACUCGGGCCACGCCGUCCGCGUCCAGCUCACGGAGACGUGGCAGCGCGACUUCCAGAUCCUCGAGAACCGGUCCCACCCGGACAUGGCCAUGACCGCGAACGCGGGCUACGUCCUCUCCGCGAUCAAGGUCGUCCGCGAGGACGACGCGGAGCCGUCGCGGAAGCGGCCGCGCGAGGAGCCGGAGGGGUAA
This is a messenger RNA of Aureococcus anophagefferens, 2118 nucleotides long. RefSeq lists its product as hypothetical. Bases 1 to 2118 code for a protein of 705 amino acids. Gene Ontology annotation, biological process: tRNA methylation. Gene Ontology annotation, cellular component: tRNA (m1A) methyltransferase complex; nucleus. The record is from RefSeq and is a predicted model, not a curated record. The transcript is spliced from 6 exons. NCBI's taxonomy places the organism in Eukaryota, Pelagophyceae, Pelagomonadales, Pelagomonadaceae.